Molecule: messenger RNA, 822 nt
Organism: Lithohypha guttulata
Lineage: Eukaryota; Fungi; Ascomycota; Eurotiomycetes; Chaetothyriales; Trichomeriaceae
Exons: 1
Coding region: 1-822 (273 amino acids)
Molecular function (GO): oxidoreductase activity
Source: RefSeq, a predicted model, not a curated record
AUGUCAAACGUAAAAACCAUAGUCGUCACAGGCGCCAACCGUGGCAUCGGCCGCGCCAUCUGCGAGCUCCUAAUCUCCGAUUCAAGUCUCAAAUCCGCCACGCUGUACGCAGGAUCUCGCCGUGGUGAAGACUUAGGCCUUUCCGCGAGUGAAGGUCAGAAGAUUCACUAUCCACAACUCGACAUCACCAGCAGCGACAGCAUCUCGCAACUCGCCAAGACCAUCCAACAAGCGGGUAACCCCAUUGACAUCGUCAUCAACAAUGCUGGCGUGAACCUCGAUGAUCAAUUUUCCUUCGAGAAUGCUAAGAAAACGAUGGACACGAAUUACAGAGGUACACUUGCUGUCUGUCGUGCAUUCCUGCCUCUUAUGCGCAAGGAUACUGGUCGCAUUGUCAAUCUGUCUUCUGUGGGGUCAAGUCUUGGACCUUUCGGAUCAGAACUCCAACAUCGCUUCCGCACGAUGAAGAGUCUCGACGAGCUGGAAUCACUUGCACAAGAAUACGAGAACGUCGUACAGUCCGGCAAGGAGUCUCAGCUCGGCUAUCCAUCACGACGAUCGUACAGUGUUUCCAAGGCAUGCAUCAAUGCGUUCACGCGAAUCUUGGCGAACGAGAAUUCUGGUUUGGCAAUAAAUUGCUGCUGUCCAGGUUGGGUCGAUACGGAUAUGGGCCAUCAGGUUGGCCAGCCGCCGAAGACACCUCAAGAAGGUGCACGUAUUCCUGUUCGUCUUGCUGUUGGGGAUCUAGAAGGCAACAACGGUUGUUACUGGGCAAAUGAUAGCAUUAGCUCAAGGGCUAAUGGGCAUGUCAAGGCGUGGUAA